CCGAACACGAGCGGAAACUGGCUUCUCCGUCUGUCGUCUCCCGUCUCUCGCGCUUCUACGCGGCUUCAUCGCGUUUGGCCCGAUGGAUGACCCACUUGACAUCUCCAAGAGCGUACAUCUGCACAUGUGGAUUUCGACGUCCUCCCCAAGUUCUGCAGCGGCCGUUUGAGUCACAGACGGCAGAGAGCUGCAGACACAAAUGUGCGUUCCGGCGUAUGCACACUUUGAAUUAAUUUUUUCCCUCGAAGUCCGUGGCGUCCAGCGUCCACUUUCGAGGGAUCUGCAGCCGGUUUUGGCUUGCGUUCUUUCCCUCCUUUUCCCGCUCCUCUUUUUCGCAUGAAGCAAGCGUCAGAUGCCAGAGUGUAGACUGUGCAGCUCGUCGCGUUUCCAACAUUUCCGUUUUUCUGCGUUUUUUUAGAUGCCACAACUCCGACUUUGUUGAGACUUCUGCCGCCGGCCCACGAGUUCAGAUGCAACUUCGCGAGUCGGCGCUUCGUCCCGUCGUGAAGACAGCGGUCGAUCCGCGGUUCUCAUUCGACUCUAUCGAAAAACAGAGGAUCUUGGGGCGUAUUAUUAUGAACGCUAGAAGUAACCCUGCUCGUUCGUCUUUCGUUUUUUUCCGUUUCAGAGAAAACCUGAGACACGGUGAUAUAACAGAAGACGCAAUGCGUGAGACACGGGAGUUUUUCUUGUCUGCCUUUCUUAUCCAAGCAAGGACGGCCGAGUGGGCGAGUGAUUGCUUGCUGAAGUGUUUCCGGUCCUUCGGACCAGAAAUCGUUUUUUUCUGUGUGCUAAGCCUCUUGAGGCGAGAAGAACCGUUGGGAGGCUGCGGAGUGAAUCUGUCAAGGAAGAGCGAGUCGGGCAUCUUGACGUUGCCUCUGUUGCCGCUUCACGGGACGAACAUCCGUUUUAUUCCUCUGACGAGUCUCCGAGCGGAGAGACGUCUUCUUCCAGCGUUCUGCGCCUGCACAGCCAAGGGCAGUCGCCCCUCACUGCCCUUCUUCCGUCGGAGGAGAGUCUCUUGCCUCUGA
This is a messenger RNA of Toxoplasma gondii ME49, 1031 nucleotides long. RefSeq lists its product as hypothetical. The record is from RefSeq and is a predicted model, not a curated record. The transcript is spliced from 2 exons. NCBI's taxonomy places the organism in Eukaryota, Apicomplexa, Conoidasida, Eucoccidiorida, Sarcocystidae. Bases 471 to 1031 code for a protein of 186 amino acids.